UCGCUCGUCGCCGUCGCCAUCGCUAUCGCUAUCAUCUAAUUCUCCAUGUCCAUCUUCUCAAAGUCUGAAUUCUCCUUUUCAGCCUUCUUUUCCCUUCCCGCCUUCCCUAACUUCUUCAAGUCAUGUCGCCGGCCCACCUUCUGCAACGGUUAGCGGACCUUGUGCCGCCUGUAAAAUCCUUGGCCAGCGAUGUACCGAUAAGUGUUAUAUAGCUUCCUAUUUCCCUCCAACGACUGAACCACAUAAAUUCACCGUUGUUGGCAGUCUUUUCGGUGGUGACGAUAUCGUCGACUACCUACAGCAGAACAGCAAUUCUUCAUCUUAUGUUCCACUAUUAUUGUUGUUGAGAGACACAAGUAAAGAUGGAACCCAAAUGCACGCAAAUCCCAGCAAGACUAGCAAUAUUAAUGGCCAACGCCAACCCAUGCUUGCCAAUUCUGAAAACUCAAAAGCCCAUUCGCACAGUAGUUCUUCAAAGCCUCCACUAAUGCUGUUUGGAACUAAUGACAACAAAGGCACUCUGACAUCUCCAGCGAAUCAUUUAGGGGAUAAUAAUGAUCUUGAAUUGCAGGCUGAAAUGGAGGAUGAAUCUCUCAAGUUUAUUGUUGAUCAAAGGGAUAAAGUUGCUCAUAAAGAUGAUAGUAAAGACUUCACAUUUGCUCAUCCCUACAUCACUUCUUCAGAGCCCCCAGAGAUUUUUGGAAGUGGUUGCCCAAACUUACCAUGGGUUUCAACUAAAGGUUCUGGUCCAAAGGGAAGAACAAUUUAUGGUGUAACGUAUGGAUACAGUGAAACUCAAAUCAAAAUUGUGUGCGCUUGCCAUGGUUCCCACAUGUCUCCCGAGGAAUUUGUUAGGCAUGCAAGCGAAGAGAAUGUUAAUCUGGAAAAUGGAAAUGGCAGUGCUUCAGCUUCGUUUCCAAGCACUGAUCCUGCAUAUAUUGAGCCAUGGUCGCCAGGAUUCUCUUCUUUGUCACGUGGAACUCAAGAGGACAAGCUGGUUGUCAAAACGAGUGGCAUACAAUCUUAUCUAGACUGGGCGUAAAAUGGAGGAGAAUAGAGGGGAAACAAAUAGAAUGAAAGAGAAAAUCAUUUAUCUUGGGAUUUUACUUAUUUCCAGAAGUUUGUAGACAAAUUCAACUCCUAUCAAAGGAAAUAAUUGUAUUUUUAUAACUAAAAUUCCCCUUCUCCUCAGCCGAACAAAAUAAAAUUAUUUCUCCUUCCUUCCCUUCA
This is a messenger RNA of Jatropha curcas, 1230 nucleotides long. RefSeq lists its product as uncharacterized. Gene Ontology annotation, cellular component: nucleus. Gene Ontology annotation, biological process: jasmonic acid mediated signaling pathway; negative regulation of DNA-templated transcription. Lineage: Eukaryota; Viridiplantae; Streptophyta; Magnoliopsida; Malpighiales; Euphorbiaceae. The record is from RefSeq and is a predicted model, not a curated record.